Molecule: messenger RNA, 3470 nt
Organism: Salvelinus sp. IW2-2015
Lineage: Eukaryota; Metazoa; Chordata; Actinopteri; Salmoniformes; Salmonidae
Gene: chka
Product: choline kinase alpha
Exons: 12
Coding region: 245-1501 (418 amino acids)
Biological process (GO): CDP-choline pathway; phosphatidylethanolamine biosynthetic process
Cellular component (GO): cytoplasm
Molecular function (GO): choline kinase activity; ethanolamine kinase activity
Source: RefSeq, a predicted model, not a curated record
GUCGAUUUCAGCCUAUUGACUGGUGUAACCAGUAGUGUUUCUUCAGUCGAUUCACUCUUUGGCACUUAACGGUCUUGUCUACUCUGCUGUUUGAAUAAACCCGAGACGCAUAUUUUCUWGAUUGAUUAGACACAUUGCUUGAAAUCAAAUCUGGGUAUUUUUUGUCGAAGCAAGCCUGAUUCUACAUUUCCUUUUAUCUAAUUAAUUCAAACGGUAGGUUAUUUAGUAUUACUUUUAAGACAACAUGAAGACGAAAUUCAUCAACGGGGUGUCAUCCUCCCCUUCUAUGUCGUUGGGUUUGUUGAUCACUGAAAACGRACUUGAGGUGCAGCCAGAUACAGAGGAUGAAUGCAAGGACAUCAUCCGGCCGGAUGAGCCCGACCUGGACACGAAGCGUAAGGCAUAUUUAUGGUGCAAAGAAUUUCUCCACGGUGCGUGGAAAACGGUGACAGAAGAGGACUUUCAAAUCAGCUUAAUAAGGGGUGGCCUCAGCAACAAGCUCUUCCUCUGCGCCCUGCCCGACACCCAAACCAGUGUAGUUGAUGAACCCCGUAACGUCCUCCUGCGCCUGUAUGGAGCUAUUCUACAGAUGUCCUGUAAUAAAGGGGAGCCCAGACAGUCAAACAAAGAAAAUCUCUUUCAAGGUGCUGAGGCCAUGGUGCUGGAGAGUGUGAUGUUUGCCAUUCUGGCAGAGCGGGAGCUUGGGCCCAAACUCUAUGGCAUCUUCCCCCAGGGCAGACUGGAGCAGUUUGUCCCUAGUCGCAAAUUGGACACAGAUGAGCUGAGCAUGCCAAGCAUAUCUGCUGAAAUAGCUGAGAAGAUGGCCAAGUUCCAUGGUAUGAGGAUGCCUUUCAACAAGGAGCCCAAAUGGCUGUUUGGAACUAUCGACAAGUACCUGAACCAGGUGAUGAGACUAACCUUCACCAGGGAGUCCCACAUURGCAAGUUUGCCCGUCUGAGGAGCUAUAAUCUGCCCCAGGAGAUGGAGAGUCUCAAAUCUUUGCUGGACUCCACUCACUCCCCUGUUGUUUUCUGCCACAAUGACUGUCAAGAGGGAAAUGUCCUGCUCCUCAGUGGUCGUGAGGGCUCUGACGGACAGAAGCUCAUGCUGAUUGACUUUGAAUACAGCAGUUAUAACUACAGGGGAUUCGACAUAGGAAACCACUUCUGUGAAUGGAUGUAUGACUACACAAAUGACAAGUUCCCAUUUUUCCAUGUCAACUCAAAGAAUUAUCCCAAUAAAGCCCAACAGCUGCAUUUCAUUGGAAGCUACCUGUCAGAGACUGACCAGGGAUUUCAGAAUCUGAGUACUGAAGAUCAGAUGAAACUCAAAGAGGAGCUGUUUGUGGAAGUCAACAGGUUUGCUCUGGCUUCGCACUUCUUCUGGGGUCUGUGGUCGAUGAUUCAGGCGAGAAUCUCCACCAUUGAGUUUGGGUACAUGGAGUAUGCCAUGGCCAGGUUUGAUGCAUACUUUGAGCAGAAGCGGAGCCUGGGUGUCUAAGUGAGGGACCACAUAUAGUAACAAGGAGGUGGCAGAUAAAUGGAUUAAUAGCGCUUUACCUGAAAUGAAUGCAGACAGGGUGUAGGACCAUGCUUAAUGGGGACCUCCUGCUUUGGGAAUGACAUGCUCACUACAGUUGUUAUUGCAUGGACCAAAGUGAAACCAUGAAUAUCUGGUUUGGUGUUGAAUUAUGCCCCAUGCGUUGCUGCUCAGUGUUUACACAAUAUUAAGCUCCUAAUAUUACACAUGCUCAAGAUAGUUCUUGGCUUGUCUUUUCAACAAAAUAUCAGAAAGAUUAAGACGGGAGAAAAAUCUUCAUUCUGAAAGGAGGUCUGAGUUACAUCUCUGGGAAGUCUAUUACUCUUUGGAAAUGUACUGGGAUAGUGGAAAAGAAAGGAAGUCUCAAUGACCCUUGCUAAUUGAAAAGCCAGUAAUCUGUGACCCAACCGUGAUAAGCCAAAUGGCCAUGUUGACUCAGUGUCUCAACUUCAAUUGAUUAUGUUUGGUUCUUUGCAUCCAUGCUCAGUUUUCCUCCAUUCUUUAUCAACUGAAAUUCCUCUAAAAUGACUUGUAUAUGGAAAUAUCUAGAACCGCCAAUGAGAUGGGAGCAUCUCUGGCCAACAGCAUUUUUUCCCACCUGCAGUACUGUGAAUAUAAUGUGCAAAAUGUGACCUGAAACACAGUAGUAAUGGUAACCUCACAACUCUACUCUGUACUUACUCUUACUUUACACAGUCCCCGAAAUGGUUUCAGCUCUGAAUAUGUCAUUGAACCAGUAAUGAUAUUUAAACAGAUAUAUUCAUAAUGAACACAUUGGAUAAUACAUUGGUAAGGAAAUAGCAAGCAGCAAAGCUAUUAGCUUUAACUUAAACAGACAUACAAAAUAUAUGCUUAUUGUGUUAUUCAGCUGGGUUAAGCAGUUGUAGAUGAAGUUGUGAGAAGAACUGUUAGCAAGGUGUUACAAAAAUCCUCAUGUAGAGGUUUUGAAUGUUUAUAUUGAUAUCUUUAGAAUAUGUUUGGGGACUGGAAAUAUUUACUUGACUUUUUUCCAAUUCAUAACCGAACUGUGAUAAUUAUUGAUGUUUUAUAUAUGAAUUUGUAUUCUGUAUUUCAUCAUUAUAUUUGUUUUAUGUAAAAAUGUUUAUUUAAUCUUGUUACAAUGUUAUUGAGACAGUUAUGAGCCUUCACUUUGAAAUGUCAUCGUUAUGUACAAUGUCAGUGUCACUUUUUUUCGUUCACCAGAAACUUCUUUCCAAUGCUUGGACGCAAUUAGCCUAGGGACGAGGUUAGUGGCACUUUCCUGACCCAGUUUAUUUUUUAAGAUACACUUUUUCUAUUUUUUUCCUCAAAUGGAAUAAGUAUUUUUCAUAAUAAGAAAGUUGUCUCUUUCCUAUGAAAUAUGUCUCACUCCUGUUUUCUCCACACCUCCUAUAGUAUUGUGUGACCAACUACAUUCCAUUCUCAUGUAUACGUGUAUAUUUGUAUAUACCUUACACCUCUCUUUCAUGCUAUAUUAUUAGUUUGAGACAAAAUAAGAAUUGAUCCAACUGUUUUCAAAUGUAAUUGACAGUGUCACAUUCAAAUUUCUGAGUACAUCCUUGGUGUAUUUCAUGUCUUGCCAUCCAAUACAGUGAUCAAAUAAAAUGUACAUGUAAUUGAUUAUCAAACAUGGUAAGAAGGAGCUCCUCUACAUUACACUGAAUAUUGUUGAUAAUGUAUAUUGUAUACUUAUGGAUAGUUGAAUUGAGUGUCCAAAUUUGUUUAUGCUGUGAAAGGAUCCCAACUACUCUAUUUUGUGCAAACAUUUAGCCUUGCUUAGCUAUACAGCUAUGCAAAUACUCUAAAAGAAGAAAAGAUGUACUGUAUAAAAUAGUAAGGGUUAAGUGCUUUGUAAAUGUACCACUAUUGCAAGUGCAUACAUUUACUGUACCUUCUACUGCAUUGUAUAAAUACUACAGCAAAGAGAAAA